AUGACUAGACCUACCAGAUACACACUCAAAAUUUCAUGGCAACUCUCUUGGCUUUUAUUUCAUGGAACUAAUUUAACGCUUGUAGUGGAACCAUGCCAUUAUACUCAAGUAGAGAUGGACCGAACUCGAGUAUUGCUGAGUCAGAUAACUCUCAGAGCGAGUACAUUUAGUGAAGACCUAUCGAUAGAGCUAAGUGUGUUCUAUAAGAUGCUGUUUCUGAAGUCCACAAAUUAUACCCCCCUUGGAAUGUGUGUUCUAGGAAGGCCUUUGAUUCUAGCGAUACUAGGCGCUGUGACAACAUACCUCGUUAUCAUUUUUCAGUUCCGUAGUAGUGAUGCUAAAUAGGAAAAUUCAAAAUACCUAUAUUUAAAUAAACAUGUAAUGAAAUAUA
Colias croceus (clouded yellow) is the source of this 391-nucleotide messenger RNA. Its product is annotated as gustatory receptor for sugar taste 43a-like. The record is from RefSeq and is a predicted model, not a curated record. The transcript has 5 exons. Gene Ontology annotation, biological process: sensory perception of taste. Gene Ontology annotation, cellular component: membrane. Bases 1 to 345 code for a protein of 114 amino acids. Lineage: Eukaryota; Metazoa; Arthropoda; Insecta; Lepidoptera; Pieridae.